Molecule: messenger RNA, 3998 nt
Organism: Asparagus officinalis (garden asparagus)
Lineage: Eukaryota; Viridiplantae; Streptophyta; Magnoliopsida; Asparagales; Asparagaceae
Product: Fanconi anemia group I protein
Exons: 13
Coding region: 126-3707 (1193 amino acids)
Biological process (GO): DNA repair
Molecular function (GO): DNA polymerase binding
Source: RefSeq, a predicted model, not a curated record
UCGAUAAGAUUCGAUCGAUCGACUGGUCGAGGGCCAUCCUUUUGAAGAUCGUGCCGUUGAUUAAGGACUUUGAUGGGGUUCCCAGGGCUGGGGUCUUGGAACUGGUUGACAAAGUGUUUGAUGGGAUGAGGAAGGUUGAGAUCCAGGAUUUGCCGGCGUUGGUGUACCAGUUGCUGGUUUUGGCGUCGAGGGGGGUGAGCAGGAGGGAGAUCGUGAAGGGGAUCUUAGGGUUUUUCGAGGGUUUGAAGGGGCAGGGGAGGAUUGUGAGGGAGGUGGAGGGGACGGUGCUGAUGCAUGUGAACUUCGCGGUGAAGCAGGAUUUGUCGCUGGGGAACGAGGUGAUUGGGAUCGUGAAGUCGGAUUUUGGGGUGAUUAAUCAUUUUGUGGUUGCUGUGGUUCUUUCCAUCGCGAGGGUUAGGAGGUUUGGGGAGAAUGCGAUUGGGGUUUUGAAGGCGGCGGUUGUUAGUUCGCAGAAGGAUUAUAGGGUUUCAAGGGAUUGCAAAUGGUUGCCGGAUAAAGUGAAGGAAGAAUGUCUUGAAACAGCCAAAUAUGUGGAGAAGGCUUUCAUUAAAGCUAUUAAUGAGAGCAACUGUGGUAGAGAGCAUGUAGUACCUAGCAUUGUCCAGUUCUGCUUUAUCUUGCUAGAGUCAGCGAAUGAGGAGAGUGGUAAAGUCAGUGAUGGAGCUGAAGAACUGAUGGGUAUUGAAGAACUUGGGAUUAAGUUGCUCAAGACUCUUUUUGAGAUUCAUGACAUGGCAAGAAAUGAGAUAAUUGAGCAAUGCAAGUUUCGGAUUCUUUCUCUGAAGCCUCAGCAAAGUAUUCCCAUUAUAAAUUUUCCAUAUUCAAUGGCAGAAUUUGUUCCUCGCAUGAAAGAAUUAUUGGAUUAUUUCACUUUCAUGCAUGAUGAAACUUCCAUUCGUCUCGUCAAAGCUGUUCUGCCACUGAUUAAGUUUAGCCGGAACCUUCAGGAUUACAUUGUAUUGGUUGUCCGAAAGGCUAUGUUCAGAAGGGAAGAUACUAUCCGUACAGCUGCUACUAUUACCAUAAUUGAUCUUAUAUUUGUGGAAAAUAAAUCCAGGAAAAGUGGCCCAGAUUCUUUACAAGAUUCUUCAAGCCAAGCUAGUUGCAGCCAACAAACUGACGUACCCUGUGGGACGAGGGGAAGUCUCUUUCAAGAACUGAGUGGCUUGCUCCGUAGAUGUCUCUCACAGAAGGCUAGAGUUAAAGAAGUCAUGUAUUACGGUCUUAUGAAGCUUGUUGUUUUAGACCCUUUUAUUGCUGGUUCAAUCUUUGAUCUUCUCUUGCCUCACUUCCUUAACUUUUAUAGUGAGGAUACCAAAUUUCUCCUCAGACUUGAUGCUUGCUUUACGCUGGAGAAUGGAAAAGUGAGCUUUCUGGAACCUCUAGACUGUCUUUUGUCCUGUGUCUCUUGGAUUCUUCUCCUUCAGCCCCAUGGCAAAUCUGACAAUCCAUUGGAACAUUCUUGGCAAUGCUUUGAUUUCUCUAUUUCACAAGAUAAUGAGGAAGGAAGGGCGUCAUCUGGUGAGCAGUUUUCAAAUGCUUUAUCAAAGAUCCGAAAGAGUUUGAUCAGCUGUAGAUUAGAAGAUGGUCCAGGACAGAGCCAAGAUCCUGAUUCUCACUCAUCGGAUGGAGAAAAGGCCUAUUUACGAGCCUGGAUUUUGCUUGGAGUGAUAGAAGUCUUUGUCAAUAUUGUUGCUUCAGAGUUGGAGAAAGCAACAGAAAAGGUUAAUCUUGAGAAAGAAAUUAUAGAGCUUGUUGAAUCAUAUUGUCUUAUUGAAAAGAAGGUAGAGUUGAAUAGACAAGUUAGUGGCAGGAAAGGGCCUUCAAGAGCUACUGCACAAGAUAUCCCAACUGCAAGUAAUAGCGAGCCAAGAGAAUGUUCUCGUGCCUCUCUUUCAAAACUAUCACAAACAAGGAGAUCUUUCUUUGCAACCUCAAGUAUUCAUCAGUUAUUAGUGGUUGCUGCGAAUUUGUACGCUGCUGCCGUUAGUGACGUAGCUUCUCAGAAUCACUCUCAAUCAUCUUUUAGCAAGAGAUUAGACCAGAGCCUGAAGCUAAUAUCAUUUUCUUUGAAGGCUUGCCUUCGUCAUUUAAAAUCAAUUUCUGUGAUGGAACGUGGAGAAAGUGGCAACGUUUUGAAUGUUUUAAUUUAUGGGGAUGUCAAACACCUGGCACAACCUAUAAUGCGUCUUAUUUGGUUGCUCAUGUCAGGUCCAAAAUUGGAAAAGGAUCCAAAGAAUAAGGAAUCCAAAGGGAAGAAAAAUGUAGGAAGUAAACGGGAUCAAUCCGUUCUGUCGUUGUUGUGUCUAAAUGAAUUGUUUAAGUUGAAUUCUUCUCAAACGCACCUUACAGAAAUAGUCGAGGAGUUGAACUCUAUGUCCGCAUCAGAUUGGAAUCUAGAAGGUGGAACUAAUGCUGCUGAGGGCAACCCUCAAGAACAAGACUUGUUAGAAAAUGACCCAUUUGUGAGAAGUAUGCACUUGUUCUUGGAGAAGAAAAUAAAGCCACUAUAUGCUAGAUACAUUUCCUCUACUGGUUUCCAGGAAUCUGAGGUUCUAUCUGAGUUAAUGGUGACACUUGGAAAGAAAUUAGCACAUGAACAAAGAAAACUUUACGGGAACUGGGCGGUGGGCAUAUGUAGGAGCCAUAAAGUUGAAAAUCACAGUGCUGCACGAAGUUUAGUAUCGCUUGCCCUUAAUCUGUUACCAGCAUCAGAUGAUCUGGUUAUUGCACGUGAGAUGGCUUCAGAAUUGCUUAAAGUUAUUGGAUCUGAAGAUAAGGAUCCUACAGCUAUGUCUGAAACAUUUCUAGUUAUUAAUCAUUCAACUAAAAAUGUAAUUGCUACUGUGAUGAUGCAAUUGGUUGAAUUUUCUAUUGUCGAUUUGGAUUGGGCUGUAUCAAGGCUGAAGGCUGUCUCCACCUUCCGUCAUGAAUUUGCUAAGCCCAAUGGAAACAUUCAAUUUGGCGAAAGGCUCCCUGGAAUGUUGCUGGAAGAAGCAAUCUAUUCCAGGUCAGAAGCACUGGUGGAUGUUAUGUCAUCAUUUACAGAGAUGAACCUUAAAGAUUCUUUAGCAGAGCAAUUGUUGAAAUUAAGCGCAAGAUUUUACAAGCUUUUGGCUCGUAUGACAAAGCUUCGGAUUGCGCCGAAAGGCUGCAGACAGUUCUUGCCAGGACUUAAGUUUCAAAAGUUAGCAGAAGUAACUUGCAAAAAGCUUACCAGUCCCCUUUACAACUUCAUGGCUCUAGUUCAAACAAACCAGCAGGAUAAUACGCAGCAUAAGGGAAUCAUCAACAAGAUAAAACGAGAGAACAGAUGCAUUCCUGACCUAAUAUAUCAAAUUGAAGACUAUGAGAGGUAUCUCAUUCAACUCAGCAAACUAACAAAAGUGAAUCUUUUGAGGAACGCAAAACGCAGCACUGCAAGAGAUUUCAAGAUUAUAGAGACAAAGAAGAUGGAUACACCUGAACAAGAACCGAGUCAUUCUGGGGAUGAAUCUGACCAAGAAUCUGACGGUUUAGGUGAAGACAAAGAACCUGAAAAGGUUGCAACGUAUCCAGAAUCUGAUGGCGAGGGUGCUGAUGCUGCUGAAGAUACUGAGAGUGAGAAGGAUGAGCAGGAGAUUGUGGUACCCAAGAAAAGGGUUAAGCUGAGUAAGGUUAUCCAAGACUCAGAUGAAGAAGGAUGAUUAAUGGCGAUAGAUGCAUAUAUCAUCUACGUGAUAUGCAGUUUAUGUGCUGAAGAUGUAUAUAAAUAGAAGGCCUCUGAACAUUGCGACUGAUUAAUGUUUGUUGUGAAAUUUAGUACGAUAAAAUAUAUGGUAAUAUGUAGGAAGCAGUCAAGCUUGCGAACUCAGGAAACUGCUGCAAGUAUAAUGUUUGUAAAAUUUAUGAUGAUUCUAACUCUUAAAAGUCAUAAACAAUCUCUCGAUAAAAAGGCAAAAUGUGAGUAGAACAGAAUUUGGCUGUCUCUGUUAUUU